AUGGAGAAAUUUGACAAAGCCAAUUAUUUUUACUUUAUACCACCAGAAGCAGAAGGCAAGACUUACCUUUUUUGUUCCUGGAACGCUCAAGUUAAUCAAAAAGAGUCUCAGAGUUCAGUGGAAUAUAUGGAUAUACCAGAACUAGAAAGCUCUCCGAUUAGAACUGAAUGGCUAGAAUCUAACAACAAAUCAGAACUUCUAAAUAAAUAUUAUAAAAACUAUGUCCAACCCUUUAAAGAAAAGGGCACCGAAAAGGAAUUUUGUGCUUCUAUUGAAGAUCCUGUACGGAAACAAAGAAUAUAUCCAGGUUAUCAAUUCAGAAGUGUGAUUGCAAAUCAACGAACAUGGAACGUAAAAUAUCCUCGCGAAAGGUUUCCUCUUGACCAUAAAAUAUACGAUCAAUUUUUAGAUUCAUUUAGUAUAGGGUCAAUCACUGAUUUUAAGCCAGAAGAUUACGGAUUGGUAUCAACGGAUGUGAGUACUACAAAGUCUACAGUUUCAGAAACUACAGAUCAUCAGUUGAUAAAUGGUAGUGAAAGGUCACACGAGAAGAAAAAGAAGAAAAAACACAAGCAUGAUUCAGAACAUAAAGAAAAGAAACAGAAACAUAAACGAGAAAAAGAACAUAAAAAAGAUAAAGAUGGAGAACAUAAAAAGAAGAAAAGAAAAAAGGUUU
Messenger RNA from Cetraspora pellucida, 676 nucleotides. Lineage: Eukaryota; Fungi; Glomeromycota; Glomeromycetes; Diversisporales; Gigasporaceae. The record is from the annotation of a GenBank genome assembly.